CCUCUCCCCCCGCUCCUCUCUCCCCCCCCUCCCCUUCCUCUCUCCCCCCUCUCCUCUCCCCCCCCCUCUCCUCUAACCGCCCUCCUCUCUCCCCCCUCCUCUCCCCCCCCCUCCUCUCUCCCCCCUCUCCUCUCUCCCCCCUCUCCUCUCCCCCCCUCUCCUCCCCCCCCCCCCCCCCCCUCUCCCCCCCCCCUCUCUCCUCUCCCCCCUCCUCUCCCCCCCUCUCCUCUCCCCCCCCCCUCUCUCCCCCCUCUCCGCUGCCCACCCUCCUCUCCCCCCUCCUCUCUCCCCCCUUCUCCUCUCCCCCCUCCUCUCCCCCCCUCUCCUCUCCCCCCCUCUCCUCUCUCCCCCCCUCUCCUCUCUCCCCCCUCUCCUCUCCCCCACUCUCCUCUCCCCCCCUCUCCUCCUCCCCCCUCUCCUCUCCCCCCCUCCUCUCCCUUCCCCCCCCUCUCCUCUCCCCCUCCUCCUCCCCCGCCCUCUCCCCCCUCUCCUCUCCCCCCCUCUCCUCUCCCCCCCUCCCCCUCCCCCCCAUCCCCUCCCCUCCCCCCUCUCCUCCCUCCCCCCUCCUCUCUCCCCCCGUCCUCUCCCCCCCCGGGGCCCCCCCCCUCCCCUCCCCCCCUCCUCUCUCCCCCUCCUCCUCCUCCCCCC
Messenger RNA from Amblyraja radiata (thorny skate), 648 nucleotides. Its product is annotated as vegetative cell wall protein gp1-like. NCBI's taxonomy places the organism in Eukaryota, Metazoa, Chordata, Chondrichthyes, Rajiformes, Rajidae. The record is from RefSeq and is a predicted model, not a curated record.